AUGUCAGCCUCAGAAAUAAUCUUAAAUGUUGUUAACAAUAACAAGCGAGAAACUCCAAUAGAUGGUACUCCAAUUAGUUUUACGAAUCUUUAUUGUGAUGCUUGGAAUAGUAUUCCUCAAAAACGACCUACCAUUUCUGAUAUCCGCAAAAGGUUAGAAGGUAUGGAGCCUGUUUACGAUAAUUAUCAAAAUUUUAAGAAUGAUGGUGGCUCUAUUUUAGAUUUGACUUCAAUAG
Scutellospora calospora is the source of this 235-nucleotide messenger RNA. The record is from the annotation of a GenBank genome assembly. NCBI's taxonomy places the organism in Eukaryota, Fungi, Glomeromycota, Glomeromycetes, Diversisporales, Gigasporaceae.